AUGGCCCGAGUUGCGAGGAGAGCUGCGUCGGUUGCGGCCUGGCGCGCCCCCAGCCGGGCCAUCCAGAGGAGAGCUCGAAAGCACAAGGUUAUUAUGGAGUCUGUGACUCAGGAGAAGAAAAAACUGCGAAGUGUUCUCUGUUUUGAGGCGAAAGCACCCAUGGGUUAUACUUUCAUCCCCGCAGGAAACCCCAUUUUGACUACAGCUUGCAAAGAGAGAUGUAGGAAAGAAGGUUCUCAGAUACAUGCCGUCUCGACAACCCCUCAUAUGCACACUCACAACCUCUCCCAACAUGUCCACCGCAUAGGGUAUCAUUUCCCAAGCACAGUGGUCGCAGCAGUAUGCUCAGAGCUCGGAUUGUACCUCACCAGUGCAGGAAAGGCGGUCUCCUUCCACACGCUUGGCACUCAAGAGGCUCCCCGCCCACCGGACUCCGAGGUCUCCCAAGAGGUGAUCAAUACAGAGGCAAGGGACGCGAUUAAGGAUCUGUUUCCCAAUAUUCCAGACAAAGAUCUGUUUCAGAUCAUUAAAACUUCAUUCCAAAAGGGUCAACGCAAAGUUGGUACAGCACCGGAACUACCUUUAGCUCGCCGAGCACAGUUGGCAGUAGUGGCCCAUGUCCGCCAUCUCUACACUGAUUAUGACCGGCUUCUUAAACAGGGGUCAUUCCAGGAGGCCAGGUCUGAGGUCGAGCAGCCCACUCUGGCAAAGGUUGUUGCAUGGCGUGGCGACGAUGAGAAUGGUCAGACUGUCCUGGAAGAUGUUUUCCGGGAGGUCAUCGUAAUAUCAGACGAUGAAGAAAGUGAAACCGAAGAAGAAUCCACCACUACCAGAGACGCCCGAGACUACAGCGUGGAAAUUCUUUCGAAUACAGCCAAGGCCCAUGAGAUCCAGACCCAACCUAUAAGCGCUGAGUUUGUACUCGGCCAAAAUCACACCCGGGAGCCCUCCGAGGAGGCGCCACCUGGCUUCCGGGUCAUCCCCAGGAUCUCCACGCAGAAGAACGUCGACCGGCGAGGAUUUACCAGAUACAGAUACCAAGCCUGGAAUCGUGCAUUGCAUAAAUAUGGAGUUAAGGCUCAACACACCGAGCAACCCCGGCUUGGUGACGUCUCACCGGAGCAGCAAAGUCCUCGAUAUGCAAAAAGACCCGCAGCCACACAAGAGAAUCUAGAGCCCCCAAGGCGCCGAGAAAUUCCUAAUCAUUCCGUGGAACCCACCUCUAGAGUCAUUUCAGGUCCCCUCUAUGGAGAAACACCAGUUCAGCGACCACCUGCUGGCAGGAGUCACGUAGGCACUAUGGAAAGGCGUGUCCCAUUAGAAAGCGAAGGCCUAUUCUCUCAGCCUGUAUUCUCUCAGCCUGGGACAAUGGGAAGGCCUCCAGUACUAAUAACACAGAACUCACAUACGAUACGCCCUAUCGACACAAACCCUCGCUGGAACGUUCAUACCUUCAACCCUCAAGGUAAAUCUCAGCCGGUUGUUGAUUCAACACGGCCUGAACGGAUUUCUAUGCCAUCACAUGACCGAGUUAAUGCACCUGUGUUUGUGAGCGGGCCAAAAGAAUUGCAACCGAACCAUGAGGGCCAAUUUGGUGCUAUGACUGAACCUCUGCUACCAUCUCAGGCCAGACCAGGAGCAUUUACUCAGGAUCGUGUUCUCCCAUCCAUUGAAGCUCCCUGGCCCUUGGAAAAACGGCGGGUUGAAUCCCGUUUAGAGCACUUGACUAAAAGAAUGUCGCUUCGUUCUGUAACCCCAGUCCAUUCACAAGAAGAGAAUCAUGGCAGUGGCGCCGGCCCAGGUAGCCCGGACGAUCCAAACUGCAAGAGGAGAAGAUUGGCUUACUACGCUGGUCCUCAGUCCGACUCUCGCUCCGAUGCUCGGAUUGCAAGACCCACUGGAGUGCCAGUUUCUGAAGGACAGGGGCCAAGAGUGCAAUAUCGCCGUGAUGAACCCGGACCCGAGUAUCGUUCUCAGGAUGUGCAAUAUCUCCGUCGAGACCAAGUCCCUUCAGGGGAACAGCCUUUGCUUACAGGACACCAGCGUGAAAGACAACCUGGUCCCUUUGUUCCACAGAUCAUCGGCCUGGAUACUAGACGGGAAUUGGAUCGCCCACAUCUCCCGGAACCACCAGGGCAAAACUCCAUGCACUCCUUCCAACCCUUUCUUGGACCCAGUGAUAUGAUGACAGCAUUCAGACCGGUCCCGGACGUCUCUCGGCCCGAAGUUCGCUCGUACUAUGGUGAUCGUAGCCCCCACAUGAACCAUGUCCGUCAUUCAACCCUUGAGGAAUUGCGCCCAUCAAACUGGAACCCCCGUAUUGAUGGAGACCGUCCCAUGGCCUAUACCGCCCCCCUUGGAAAACAAUACGCCAAUGGAUUUGUUCGUUCCGUUGAUGUUCGCGAUGUGCGUCCGGUUGAUUAUCUCGUGGCACGCCCACGACCUCAAUUUACUCGUGGAGGAGAAAACCUCAUCCCGCCGAGCAGGGCCAGGAUUCCCGACCAAGCACUUGCCCAGGAUCUUCUCCAGUCUCGAGCCUUUUCAGAGCAACGCCUGCCAAGUCCACGAGCGACGCAUAGCUCUCACCAGAUAUCCAACCAUCUAGAGACUGCUCCUGGGAGUCGCCAACCCCAAGGGCGUAUCCCCAGUUCCCGGGAAAGACGGCCUGGCAGCGGGCUUAGCACCACGCGACGCAUGCAUGAUCCCCGAACUUUUCAGAUGGCGGAGCAGAACCGCCCUAUCUACGUGCAACGAGUUGAAUCACAGCCACCUCAGUAUCCCAUGUCAGACGGAAGACCUGUGAUCAUUGUGGAUUGA
Penicillium odoratum is the source of this 2817-nucleotide messenger RNA. RefSeq names its product DUF2293 domain-containing protein. The transcript has 5 exons. The record is from RefSeq and is a predicted model, not a curated record. Bases 1 to 2817 code for a protein of 938 amino acids. NCBI's taxonomy places the organism in Eukaryota, Fungi, Ascomycota, Eurotiomycetes, Eurotiales, Aspergillaceae.